AUGUCCGACUUCUAUAGCUCUGAAGAAAUCUCGGCUGCCCUCAAACAGAUCAAACACGACGUCAAUCUCCUAAAGAUUGAUGUUAAUUUCGAUACACCACGUGGUCCUAAAAAGAAAGACAAAAAAGACAAACUACGUGAGACCAUUCGCUAUUUAGGGCUAGUCCGCGAAAAAAAAUUAUCAACAGAGCUUCCUACAUACGUUAGCUCUAACUUACGGGUACCUAAUAACGAUUCUAUUCUUAAAUUUAACUUCAAUGAAAUGAAAAACGACAUAUGCAAUAUGAUGCACAAUCAGCAACUCUAUCUAUGCAGCAUGCUGAACGCAGCCCCUCGAGUCCAUAAAAGUGAACUUAAUACCAACAACACCGACGUAAACAAUGUUAAAAGCUACUCGGUAGCAGCAGGACAAAAACACGCCUCGUACAGCUCGGAUGCAUCAUCUCCCAAGAUCGUUCAUCCAGCUUCGGAGGGAACCUCGAAGCAGGGAACCCAAUCGCUGGUGGAUCUCAACGUUGAAGCUGCUCCUGCUCAUUCUUCACUUUCAACUCCUAACAAUAACAUCAAUAAAAACAACUCUAAUUCCAGUGGCCACGAAGGCUCUUGGAACACUGUUACUUCAAAAAAAAAGAGAAAAUACACUCCAAUUACUGUAGGUUCCAAACAACCUGGGUCCUUCAAAUUAUCUGCAGCUUCUUUGCCUCCCAAAAAAAUUGUUUUUGGGGUAGGUAAAUUGAAAAGCUGCGUCAAAGAAGAGAUCCUUGAACAUCUGGAAACUAUUGGACUGACCGCUGCAGAAUGCGUACCAGUCUUUAAAUUCUCUCCCACUCGUCCUCAACCUUCAACCAGUGAUCCAUCAACAAAAUUCCGCAUAACUAUUUUUAAACAUCAGGAAAUGAUUUUUACCAAUCCUGAAAAUUGGCCUAUCGGCGUGGAAAUUAACCCCUGGUUGUUUCAUGCUCGACCACAGCAUUUGAUAAAACCCACUACAACUUCACUACCAAAUCAUUAUCCUGUCGACCUACCAAAUGUUAAUACACCAUCGCUGGUCAACUCACAUCAGCAUGUAGAAAACACAGUUAAGGUAGCUUCCAUUUUAACUUCUUCGGAAGAAUCCACUCAGCCAGUCGAGCCAGUCACGAUGGGCCCUUCUCAGCUGGUCAAACCACAUAAACAACAACAAGCCUCAUCGAUGAUGAGUCCUCCCUCCGAUGUCAAUUCUGCGACAUCAAUAAAUCACGACAAUGGCUAUGAUCAACACUUUAACGCAUACAACACCCACAUCGACCCCACAAAGAACCUCCUAGAUUCAUUCACCAGACAGUCAUCCUACUACACCACAAGAGAUCUACUCAACAUUCUAGAAGCCAAGUACAUCAACAAUCAUGAUCACCCUCUACCUCUACUUCACAUAAACAGCAGAAAGACAUGGCUGAAUGACGAAACCGCUAAACUAGUUCGUAUGAAUGAUUACAAUUUUGUUUUUAAAAAUAGGUCUGACAGAAUAGGUGGUGGAGUCGGAAUAUUCAUCAGAUCAGGCAUUGAAUUUUCUAUGAUAAACAAUUUGCUUCUGAACGACACCGUUAUUGACCUUCUUGGUGUCAAUUUAAAAUUAAACAACACAUGUAAAUAUUUUAGCAGUAUAUAG
This is a messenger RNA of Helobdella robusta, 1647 nucleotides long. RefSeq lists its product as hypothetical. The coding region runs from base 1 to 1647 and encodes 548 amino acids. The transcript has 3 exons. NCBI's taxonomy places the organism in Eukaryota, Metazoa, Annelida, Clitellata, Rhynchobdellida, Glossiphoniidae. The record is from RefSeq and is a predicted model, not a curated record.